This is a messenger RNA of Adineta ricciae, 1086 nucleotides long. NCBI's taxonomy places the organism in Eukaryota, Metazoa, Rotifera, Eurotatoria, Adinetida, Adinetidae. The record is from the annotation of a GenBank genome assembly.
AUGAAACUUUUAUGUGCGGUUGCUUUAACUUUACUGAUUGUUUUAUUCAAUCAGCAUUCAACGAACGGAUUUCCAACCGAAGAAUUCACAACGGAACAACCAUGUCCAAAGGAAUUUGAAUGGGUCGAUGGAAAGUGCAAACGAUUCUCAACGAAAACUGAAAUUAAAGAAGUCAAAGAGACGGGAAAAAAGGUCGUUGUUUGCCCAGAAGGUCAGAUUCGUGGCGAAGACGGUAUCUGCGCAGAUAUCAAAUCUGAAGAACAUUUAGCCACUACCCUUGAAUCAAAAACAUUUCACGAAGAAGAUGCAACCCAAUUAUCAGAACACACCGAACAACAUGAUGAUGCAGGCAAACAAUCAGAUCACACAGAAGACUACGAAGCUGCAACUAAACCAUUAGACCAUACAAAAGAAUACGAAGAUGCAACUACUCAAGUUGAUCAUACAGAAGAAUAUGAAGAUAAAACCAACAAAGUUGCCCACACCAAAGAAUACAAAGAAAAUGCAAUAAAAUCAUUCGAAUUGACCACUGAAUUAUCCGAAGACACUGAAGAACAUUCCAAAGUUGUCGAUGUUCCAAAAGGUUGUCCACCAGGAACGAAAUAUGAUGAAGACGGUGCCUGCCAAGAUGAAGUAGAAACAAGUUCAAAACACACCUUUGAAGUCAAAGAUCUCCUUACAAAUGGUGAAUGUCCAUCCGGAAUGAAAAAAUAUAAUGAUAAAUGUGUAUUUAUCAAAUCUCAGGCAUCAUUCGAACCAAUGAAUGAUAUCACUUAUGAACAAUCAGAUCUGAAGAAUAGAAUUCCUGAAGAAUUAGUACCUGUCUUGGUUGAUAAUAUCUGUCCACCCGACACCGAAUAUUACUCAAAUGGUCUUUGCCGAAAACGCGUUUCUCCAUUCCGCGCGACCGUUCUUACUGCUCAUAUAAAGAAAUGCCUUGCUGAUGAAAUCUUAGUCGGUGGUGUGUGCGAACCAAAACACACUGGAUUAGUUUUUAAAAUAGAAAAACCAACAAAAAUCGGCAAAUCUGAGAAACAUGAUGAAGAUGAAGCAGAUAAAGACAAAUCCGUCAAAUCCAAACAAUAA